CACAGGAAACCGAACCUUGUAUCCAAUUUGCUAUCAAUUCCAGUAUCCGACACUGCAACAGCAAUAAGUUUGGGUUAAAAAUAAAUAAAAACUAUCCAAAGGAAAAAUAAAACCCCAACAUCCAAACCUCUUUCAUCUAGGCGGCGGAGGCGGCGGUCGUGCACGGCGGUGCUUCACCUUCUAGAUUUCUUUCAUCUGUAAAUCUCCAAGAUAUGUGAAACUUUUCAAAAGACAGUAUGAGUGACGACAUAUUUGAUGGACAGUUGCUUGCUGAGAAGUUGUCGAAAGUCAGCAAUACACCACAAAGCAUUCAACCCUUGUCUCGAUGGUGUAUUUCUCACCAGAAGAGAGCAAAAGAAAUAGUUGAAACUUGGGUUAAAUUAUUCAAUGCUUCACACAAAGAUCAGCGUAUCGCUUAUCUACACUUGGCUAAUGACAUAUUGCAAAAUAGUAGACGGAAGGGUAGUGAGUUUGUCAAUGAAUUCUGGAAAGUUCUUCCAGAAGCUCUAAGGCGUGUAUGUGAAAGUAAUGAUGACUCUGGCAAGAAAGCAGUAGUCAGACUAGUUGAAGUAUGGGAGGAAAGGAAGGUUUUUGGUUCACGACUUCAAGGUCUUAAGGAUGAAAUAAUAAUAAUGGGUAAGGUUCCCCCUCCAUCUACAAGCAAUGGAAAGAUUUCAAAUUCUAUCAAGAUAGCGAAGAGGGAUGGCCACGUGAGAAUAAAACUGGCUGUUGGGUGUUUGCCAGAGAAAAUACUUUCUGCCUUUCAGCCUGUUCUUGAUGAACAUCUUAAUGAGGAAGCUACUUUAAAAAACUGCAAUGCUGCUGUUCAUGGUGUGGGUAAAGUUGUGGAAGAUGUUGAAAAUACAUUGUCUCAAGGAAACCAGCUAGGAUCCACUUUGGUGAACGACUUGCUCAAUGACUUACAAGAGCAGGAAAAAAAGCUUAAGCAGUACAUGGAGAAACUAGAAAAGGCUGAGGCGGCAAGGGAUUCAUUGCUUUCUCAGCUUAAACACGCACUUCAGGAACAAGAAUCAAGGCAAGAGCUUGUUCACUCUCAGUUGCUUGUUGCACGAGGGCAGAUCGAGAAAGCAGUUGGUAUUAAGAAACGGCUUAACCAAGCAGCAGAAGCUGCAGAUCCAUCUCAGGCUGCAUUAGCUCAAUCAAUACCAUUUGCACCUUUCCAAACUACUGAAGAUGAUAACAAGAAAGCGAAGGAAGCAGCAGCUGCUGUUGCUGCUAAGCUUGCUGCCUCUGCAUCCUCUGCCCAGAUGCUUACAUCUGUUUUUUGUUCUUUUGUAGCUGAAGAAGCUGCCUCCUUGAAUGGCAGCUUAAAUUCUACAGGAUUUUCAUCAGGAUUGCCUAUUUUCAACCCAGAGAAAAGACCCAAACUUGAAAAACCAACGCCUGUUCUUGAUGUUAAAAGUUCUGAUAUGACCAGCUCUUCCUUUUAUGCUGCCCCUAUACAACAGCCAUCACUGGCAAGUGUACCACUUGCACCGUCAGUUGGCAUGCAAACUGGGUCUCAAGCCAAUCAGUUACAAGCUGCAUUUGCUUCAGCACCCCCUCCCCCGCCUCAUUCUUCAGCAAAUCAACCAUCAAACCAAUAUGUCCAAUCAACUGGUUUGAUGGCUGGGGGAAUUCCUUAUGGAUAUGGACCAAAUGGCCUACCACCUCCACCUCCUUUGCCUCCACAUGUGGCAAUGGGGUUGUCAAUGCCUGGUAAUCAAUCGGCACAGCAGCAACAACAGUCUUCUCCCGGGGGAUAUUACAGGCCACCUGGCAUAGGGUUUUAUGGGCAAAGUCACCCCUCAACACCACCCCCGGUACCUAGGCAGUGAGCAUGAUUUGAAGAUCAUUGGCCAACAUUGUUGCAAAACCUUGUAGCAAGAUCAUCCCUGGGAAAUUGCUGUGUAAUAAUGUAAAUUGUUAGAAUUAGAUGUGGCCAGAAUUAAUCUGUAGUCUCUUUUACCUACUGCCUUUUUCCGCCUACUGUCUAAUGUCUGAGUAGUAGUAGGCUUUUGAUAGCACUAGUUGAGAUCUUACCUAAGCAGUUUUAACUGUUAAGAGAAAGAACCUCUUGGGGCCUUAAAGUAUUUAUCUGAAACUUCACGGAGGCCCUUGUUACGGUGCAUGUGGACAUCUUGUUUGUAUGAAGCCUGCAUAUGGGGAUAAACAUUGACAGAUGGUGUUAUUCACCUCUAGAUGAUUUUCAGAGCUUCACCUUUCUAACGCCUUGGAGGUUGGAAUGUGUUAAUGUAGAUUAAUACCAAUUGACAAAUGUUGAUAUUGUUAUUGUCUGCCAGUGUCUGGUUGAUGUGUUAGGAUAUCUUUAUUUAUGCUUAGAGAAAAUUUAUUGACACUA
Messenger RNA from Vigna umbellata (rice bean), 2362 nucleotides. RefSeq lists its product as uncharacterized. Gene Ontology annotation, molecular function: RNA polymerase II complex binding. The record is from RefSeq and is a predicted model, not a curated record. Gene Ontology annotation, biological process: mRNA 3'-end processing. Lineage: Eukaryota; Viridiplantae; Streptophyta; Magnoliopsida; Fabales; Fabaceae.